Messenger RNA from Octopus sinensis (East Asian common octopus), 5453 nucleotides. Its product is annotated as protein KIBRA-like. Gene Ontology annotation, biological process: negative regulation of organ growth; cell migration; regulation of hippo signaling. The transcript has 25 exons. NCBI's taxonomy places the organism in Eukaryota, Metazoa, Mollusca, Cephalopoda, Octopoda, Octopodidae. Gene Ontology annotation, molecular function: kinase binding; molecular adaptor activity. The coding region runs from base 433 to 4239 and encodes 1268 amino acids. Gene Ontology annotation, cellular component: cytoplasm. The record is from RefSeq and is a predicted model, not a curated record.
UGAGAGAGAGAGAGAGUGAGAGCUGUUACGGUGUAAAUGACGUCACAGGCCAGUAAGAGUCGUGUACAUCCAACGAAGCAUUAGUAUUAAUCUCGAAACUCUGCCAGCCAAAAGCCAACAAGGCGAGUAAUAAUAAUAAUAAUAAUAAUCACCGUAAUAAUAGUAAUAAAAAAAAAUAUAUACAAUUUUUUAAAGAAGUCAACGAAGAUGGAAAAUUCCGCCAUGUAGCUGUUUGCUGUGUUUUUUUUUUGCGAAUGUGUGAGCGUGUGUGUGAGUAACGUGACUCUUUCUCUUUCUUCCUUCCUCUCUCUCUCUGUCUCUGUCUCUCUCUCCUUCUGUCUCUCUCUCUCUCCUUCUGUCUAUCUAUCUGUCUGUCCUGUCUCCAUCUAUCUAUCUGUCUAUCUAAUCUCACGUAGUUUGUGGCUGAAAAUAAUGCCUAAAUGGAGGAAUGGCGACCUAUCCCUACCAGCAGGAUGGGAGGAAGGAACCGAUUACGAUGGAAAGGUAUUCUACAUUGACCACAAUUCAAAGAAAACGACAUGGAUUGACCCGCGCGACAGGGAGACUAAGCCUCAGACAUUUGCAGACUGUAUUGGCAAUGAAUUACCUUAUGGCUGGGAGCAGUCUUUUGAUUCUAACAUUGGCAUUUAUUACAUCAAUCACGUGACCGAGACAAACCAGUUGGAAGAUCCAAGAGUACAAUGGAGGGAAAAGCAGCAAGAAAUGUUAAAAGAAUACAUAAUUACAGCUCAAGAGGAUUUAGAAGCAACCAGAGAAAUUUUCUCCGUGAAAGAACAACGGUUGCAACUUGCUCAAGAAGACUACAAACAUUACAAUGAAGCUUUGGGUGGAUGGAAAUCUUCACAUACCAGUUUGAAUUCCAACUCGAGCGUAGGAAGCACCAAAUACGACCCAGAUUUGCUGAAAGCUGAUGUUUCUCAUGCAAAACAGAGAGUUGCAAGGCUUAAGCAAGAACUGGAACAAGUUCGAGCCCGGGUGCAUUACAAAGAGCAAGGUGUAGAGACUCUGGCUGCUGUUGAUCAGAAAUUAUCGCGAAUGGAUGGUGGCUUUACAAUAGAUGAAGCUCAAGCUAUAAUGAAUGAAAUAAAACAGACGAAAAAAUGCUUGAAUACAGAAGAAAAACAGAAACAAGAACUUAUGAGGUCACUUGCCAGGUUGAAAGAUGAUUUAACACUCAGUCGGAAUAAUGGGUCUUCUCCAGAUUUAUCAACACUUUCUAUACCUCAAGAGAAAGCCAGUACUGCAUCUCAGACAGAUAUAAGUUGGGAACUCGGUUUGUCAACAGACAACAAACUUGCAGAGCAAACUCAGAUACAACUUCAGUUUGAUGAAUUAAAGAAGAAUUUUUCCAAUUUAAAGAUGCAAUUAGUAAAAGCUCAGUCUCAGCUGGUGCCUGGACAAAAGGAAUCUGAUAAAGAUAGGUUAUUGCUAUUAAAAGAAAAAGAGCAACUACUUCGAGAGUUAAAGAGUAUAGAUGACAAAGGGCGUAGUGAACACGAAUUAACAUCAAUCAAAUCAAGAAUUACACAAUUGGAAAGAGAUAUUUGUCUUGCAGUUGGAAGUUCUGAUAAAUCGAUCAGUGACAGAUUGAAGCUUGAAGAUCAGAAAGCAAAGAUUAUCCAACAGUUGCGGAAUACCUCAAAAUUUAUGACUGUUUUAGAGUCACAACUGAAAAGCACUUCAACAAGUCAGCUGUCAAUCUCAUCUGGCUCAAGUUUGGGUUCACUUGGUUCCUUAGGGUCUCUAUCUGCCAGUAGUCAUGGAUCUUUAGCAUCAACCAGUAUGACAGACAUUUAUAUUCAACCUCAACUGAGCAAUGAAAGUUUGCAGGAUCUUCAUCGCUGUGUUGGUCAAAGAUUGAGAGGUCACAGUAUUUCACCUGGUCUUCUAGAUAAAGAUCUAAAUAUAGCUACUGCAGCUAUUGGAGGGGCUUCCAACUCUGACACAACCUUAUCCUCCCAACCAGUUGCAAGUGGGGUUAACUAUGGGGCAUGCUCUUCUUCUUCUCAUCCAUUCCCAUCACGGAAAGUUGGAACCGGUGGAAAUCAGACUGCCAUUGUUGGGAGUGAACCUUCAUCUUUGUCACCACAUUCAUCAUAUUCUUCAUUAUCUCCACCAACUUCACCCUACGAUAUUGGUCCACCACCUUCUUAUGAAGAGCACAUGAAUGCUGUGGAACGCCAGAAACGUGUGGCCGGUGCUACCUCGUCCCUUGCCAUGGGAGGAGCAGCUGACCCAGUAACAAAGACUGUUCAACUAAAUGAAAGUGCUAACUUUUUACCGCUGCUGGUGAAUAACACAAGUGUCACAACCCAAACUGCAUCACCUUAUCAACUCCCUCCACACAUGCUACAUUCUGUGGACUCAGAUUGUGUAACCAACACAUUACAAGGAAGUACCAUCUGCAAACAAGUAGCUACGCACCCUUCUGUUGUAAUGGCAGGAACCACACAAUCAGCAUAUGUAGAUAAUACAGACAUUGCAUCUAACCCACCUUUAAGCCCUAUUAGUGAAACCAGCUCGGGUGUCUGUAACAAUCUUUCUGGUGUAAAUACAAGCAGUGUUUCUGCAGCAGUCAGUGAUGAGUCUGUUACUGGAGAUAGUGGUGUCUUUGAAGCUUCAGUAAAACGAACUGGCUACCUGGAUGAGGUUCUACAAAUGGAAAGUGCACAAAUCCAAAUUACUCUCAAAUACGAUACAUUUGAUGGAAAUCUCCAUGUAGAAGUUGAUCAGGCUCGGAAUUUGGGAGCACUUCCGCUUCCAGAGAAAACGAAAAUAGGUAUCAAAAUUGCUCUACUACCAUUUAUGCCAGUGUGUUGGGAAACAAAACCUUCAGCAGAUAUGAAAAAUCCAAAAUUUGCCGAAAGUUUCAAAGUUGCCAUUCCUAAAAAUUUACUACAUGCUCAAACAUUACAGGUUAAUGUUUGGAGCAUUCCUGAUGGUAAAGAACUAGAAUGUUUGGGAUGUGCUCACAUUAGUCUUGCUGACUUCAAUUAUCAGGAAGUAUGUGUACGUUGGUAUAAUGUUCUAAGCUUCAAAUUCAUGCAGUCCGAUAACAUGAAACAAACUGUACGAAAAGAUCCUGUUUCAAAUAUUGAUUAUACUCACUUACUAAAUGCCGUAAAAGACAGAAUAGGACGAAUGUCCGUACAGCUUUCAUCUGACAUGAGGAAAAACUUCCCCUGUGAUGAGCAUUCUGUCUCUGAAAAUACCAAAGAGGGCAAAAAUGUUGUUACAUUUGGGAAAGAAGAAAGUAGUGAUGAAUCAACAAUUAUCUCAUCUCAAACCUCCACUCUUACACGUAACCAAGGCCCAGAAGCAAUGCACAGUCAUGAAGAUGAUGUUCAUGAAGAGGAAGAUGAUAAAGACACAGAUUCAGUUGAUCUUGUGGAUUCAACUAAAGAACAGGACCCAUCUAUAGGCUGGACGUCGUUGGAUAACUACGAAUCGGUUGAUACUGGUGAUGAAAUCAAAACUUGUGAAAAGGGAACAAACACAGAUGGUGAUUUUGUGUACAAAGCAAAGAAACGUCCCACAGAAACUGUUCGAAAGAGUACAAUAAGACGUUCUCAGACAUUUUCACCAGCAGACAGACAGGGCAGUGCAUAUGUUUGUAAAUUAAACCGCAGUGAUAGUGACAGCUCUAUGCCUCUAUAUAAACGUGGGCCAUUCCAAAGAAACUCUACAGUGCGGCAAAGUUUAAGGUGGAAAAGGCUGCCAGGUGCAGCUGGUUCAUCUCUUAGAAAAAUGCCAAUACGCACGUCUGUUGACUUGGAGCUGGAUCUUCAAGCCUCCCAAAGACGUCUUAAUCAUUUAAGAGAUGAUGUUUACAGAUUAAAAGAACUCAAAAAAGGGAUGGAAGAAGCAAAAGCAAGAGGAGCAAAUGAACUACCAAGUUGGCUUACAGAUGAUGAAAAUUUCCAAAGGCUUUUAUCUGAAGCUGAUAAACUAAGUAUAGUUUCGAGUGGAAAGUCUGCUCACAAAAGUGAAAAUGAUCCCGACAACUCAAAGCAAAAUAAACGUGCUGAACAAAUUAUGAAAAAAGUUACUAGAGAUGUUGAAAAGAUUCAAAAGAAUUAUUUCCCGAAUGCUUUCAGAGAGAAGAUGGUGUUUUUUACAAUUGAUAACACUACAGUUCCUGUCGUUCCAAGUGAAACUAGUGCAGAUGAAAGGUUUGAAGAAUUUCUAAAUGAUGACCGUACAGGGGAAGAAGUAUAAAGAAUAUUUGCAGGAAGUCUCUGUGUGUUUCUGAAGGACAGUGUUUAUCAAAAAAGCUGUUUAUAUACACAAACAUGAACCCACCAUAAUUACUGCUACCACCACUUUCAAGAAGGCAAUUGCAAUGCAGGAAAUAAUCAUAUACAUAUAUAUAUAUAUGUAUGUGUGUAUGUAUAUAUAUAUAUAUAUAUAUAUAUAUAUAUAUAUAUAUAUAUAUAUAAAAUAUUUGCUUCAUCAUUAAAUUUACUAAAAUAUUCAGAUCAAAAAACUCUCUAAUUAUCUUUAGUUUUUUUUUUUUUUUACAAAAAAAUUAUAAAAUGAAAGAAAAAAAUUCACUUGUUUUUACUUGUGGAAUUUAUCCAAAGUGGUGGUUGCAAACAGAUUAAAUUACAGUAUGAAUGAAUUGUAAUUUAAGCAACAAAAAGGCAGUGCAAAUUUUGGGCCUUUCUAAUCCUUUUUUGUGUAAAUUAUAUUGUCUAGCUGUCUUUCUGUUCUCAAUCCCACCUUUAAAUGCUGACAAGCUGUGAUUGAUAAGUCAGAUAUCUUUUUGGAGAAUUUAGAAACUCUUAUCAAAGAGCAAGCUAGAUAACUACCAUCUUCAUCUUAUUCCCUCUCCCUCACACCCAAGAAACAACAACAGAUUAUGAUCUAUGUAAUUAUACAAUCUGUGGAUUUUUUUUUUUUUGGUCAUGCUAUGAAAUACUUGUUUACAUAUUCAAAAGUAUUGUUGCCCCCCCCCCCACUUUUUUUUUUUUUGCGUUCAAUUACAAAGAAUGUGUUACAACUAGUACUUCUAAGUUUUUGGUCCACUCCUUAAGAAUUUCAAAGAUAUUUUAUGUAGAUGUAUUUGUUACAGUGUUUAUAAAGAAAAUACAUGAUUUUGUAGAUAAAUAUUUAUAAAGCUAAUUUUUUUUUUUCCUUUUGAUAUGUGUACAGUAUAUUUUUUAAAGAACUUUUCUUGUAACCUUUGUCUUUACUAGCCAUUUCAAGGCAUGUUAUACCAUAAAUGACAAAAAAAAAAGGAAAAAAGAAAAGAAAAGAAAGAAGAAAUUUUUUAAAAUGAGGAAAUUUUUUAAAAUGUGACUGCUUUAGUUAGAAAUCAGGAAAGGAAAAAAAACUUAGGAAAAUUAAUAGCUAUAUUUCUCUGUAAUUUAAAUAUGCUAUUUCCAUGUAAGAAUGUGUGUGUGUGUAUAUGUAUAUAUAUGUAUAUGUGU